UCAGAGUAACGUCUUAGUUUUUUUACUCUGAGUUUGGUGGUUCUGUGAACAAAAAGGACAAGUUUUCGUCAAUAUAACAAUUACUACCUUCGUCUGAAAAAUUGUUCGAUCUACUUCAAGAGUGGAUUUAUUGAAAUUAUCACUCGAAUUGAAUAUAAAUAUGCAUCCGCGUACCAAUCAUUUCAAGUUGCAGUUCUUGAAAUGUAAUUUUCCAUAAUUCGUAUUAGUUAGGGUUUCAGCUCCAUCCUUGUAUAGAAAAAUCCUCAAGAUAAGGGAAAUUAUCUGUGUCAAUACUUGCAUAAUGUCGGAAUGUAUAUUAGUUACAGGAUUUGGUCCUUUUGGAGACCAUAAUGUUAAUGCCAGUUGGCAGGCAGUUAAGCUUUUGCCCGAAGUGAUUGACAAUUUAAAAAUUGUCAAAAAAGAAAUUCCAGUUACUUACAAAUAUGUAGAAUGUGAAGUGCCUUCUUUGUGGCAAGACCUCGACCCAAUUUUGGUGAUUCACGUAGGGGUUUCAUCCUUCACGGAUACAUUAGCUAUUGAAGAAUGUGCUAACAGAGAUGGAUAUACGAGAAUUGAUUGUUCUGGAAUGAAACAUUCAACAGGAAAAGCUUGUUUCAAUGGAGAUGACUGUAUAUUUACCGAGAUUAACAUUAAAGAUAUUUGUGCAACACUGAAUGAAUCUGGAAAAAUUAAAUCACAUAUCUCUAAUAAUGCUGGACGGUAUCUCUGCGAGUUCAUUUAUUACAAUUCUCUCAAGAUAAAUAAGAAGAGAACUCUUUUUAUACAUGUGCCACCGUUAGAUCAACCUUACUCUGCAGCAGAACUCUCAGAAGGAUUGUUAGAGGUCAUCAAAUGUGCCUUGAAGCAAAUUGAAAUAGACCAGGCAACAAAUCGAAUGAAAAGUUGAAAUUUGUCAACACCUUCAGCAAUACUCUUAAGCCGACCAUUAAAAAAUAAAAUGAAAAAACCAACCCUUCACUUUGUAUAUGUGAUAAAAUCGGCUGAUACUUGAUGAAAAUUUGUGAUGUAUUUAAAAAACAAUUCAUUGUGAGAUUUUCAC
Leptinotarsa decemlineata (Colorado potato beetle) is the source of this 1060-nucleotide messenger RNA. Its product is annotated as pyroglutamyl-peptidase 1. NCBI's taxonomy places the organism in Eukaryota, Metazoa, Arthropoda, Insecta, Coleoptera, Chrysomelidae. Gene Ontology annotation, molecular function: pyroglutamyl-peptidase activity. Gene Ontology annotation, cellular component: cytosol. Gene Ontology annotation, biological process: proteolysis. The record is from RefSeq and is a predicted model, not a curated record.